Messenger RNA from Xenopus tropicalis (tropical clawed frog), 2000 nucleotides. RefSeq names its product leucine rich repeat containing 43 (gene lrrc43). The transcript has 12 exons. The coding region runs from base 108 to 1895 and encodes 595 amino acids. The record is from RefSeq and is a predicted model, not a curated record. Lineage: Eukaryota; Metazoa; Chordata; Amphibia; Anura; Pipidae.
ACGCGGCCUACUCGCUCCUGAGUUACACGCGUGUUUUCUGUAAUUGCCGGGAAAUCUGGGCACAGGAACCAUGGAAGUGUAGCACUGAGCUAAGGCACGACCCCAGCAUGGCCGCCAUCACUGGAACUGCUGCGCUGAAUGAACAGCUCAGAUCUCUCUGCCUCGGUUCCUUCCCAUGUGGCACAAAAGGGAGUCGGAACAAGUCCAGUUUGGAAUCUGGUAAAAGUUUAUAUUCAGACACCUACUGGGAAAAUGAAGAUCCAGAAGAAGAGACUUUGGAUAUGCUGCAAGAACUCCUAACCUGCAGCAGGUCCCCAUGGGGGCUAGAGGAUAGCUGGAGCUGUGAGGCACAACAGCUUAGGCAGCUAGCAGUGCAAUCUCCUGAACUCAUUACCAACCAGCUAAUCUAUUCUCACUUCCGAUCUCUCAGAGUGGUAGAUAAAGAGGUGACCAGUGUGGAUGAACAGCUGCUUAAUUUCAUUAACUUAGAAGAACUAGUUUUAAGCGCUAAUAAAAUUACAAAUGCAUCAUCCUCCAGCCUCCCACAGACUUUAAAGGUGCUGGAGCUUGGAUCAAAUCAAAUUUCAACCUUGAAGGAUCUCACUGUAAACCCACCUCCUAAGUUGCAGCAUCUGGGUCUUGCCUACAACAGGAUUCAGCAUCCUUCUGAGAGCAAAUAUUUUACUGAAGAGUUCUGGCCAAACUUAGUUUCACUUGACUUAAGUUUCAAUGACCUCACAGAUAUUUUUGACCUGGUCCCCAAUCUGUGCAGCUUGCAGCAUCUCCGUAUUCUCGUCUUGCAGGGAAACCCCCUAACUUUUAUUCCUGCUUACCGAGGAUUUACUAUAGACAGCCUCCCUUUAUUGUUUGCACUUGAUGAUGUUCCUAUAUUGCCUGAUGAGAGACAUCAGUUCAGUGGACUAUUAAACCAAAAAGGAGCUCUUGAGAAAUCAGCAAUGGUGCUAGUAAACAUUGGGAAACUACGAGGAAUUCCCAAUCCAACAAAUUUUUUAGAAGCUCAAGAUCCAGGGGAAUAUCCUAUAAUUACAUACAAUUAUUAUGUGUCCUAUGAAUUCAUUGAGCAAGAGACCAGCAAAGAGGUGGAACACGUUCAAACAGCUGUGCCAAUAUUCUCGAAAACUGUGAAACAUCCACCAGGGACACUGAGCUCUCUUCUUCCUCAGACUCCAUUUCAUACAGGUGCCUAUAAGACCAGUGAAGUGCCUUGGCUUGAUGUCAUUGACACUGGAUAUAAUAGAAAGCAUGAGGUGAGAGAUCUGCUAGCUCUGAAGUCUUUUCUUCUGUCUGGAAUGAUGGUUACAGUUACAGAGGAAAAGACUUAUUGCUGGCCUGUGGAUCACAAUAAAACUGCUGUUCCUAAGUCUGCCAAAAAAGGAGAGAAGGAGAAAGACAAAGGUAGACCUAGUUCCAAGGGUAGUAAAGCUGGUACAAAGACCAAAAACAAAAAAGAAAAUUUAGAUGAAUUUCAAAGAGAUCCUCCUAUCCUGAAGACUCUUGGUUUUGCCCAUGUAAACCUAGAUAGUCUUGUUUCGGGAGAAAUGUCAGUGUCUACCAUUUGUAACUUGGAAAUGUGUUCUACUGAACCUGAGAAACAACCAAUUGUGAUUGAUAAGGAAGGUAAAAAAAGCAAAGAUAGAAAGAAAAGUGGAAGGGAAAGUGUGGAUACGCAUAAAAAUUCAGCAUCUUCUGCAGGGAAAACCAAAACCAAAGUUACUUCUGAGAUCAGUCCCACAGAAGAGCAGCAGGUGCCGCCUGAGCCAGUACCACUUACUUUAGAAAUCCAAAUCCAAAUCAUUCGUUUGAGUUCAGCCUCAGAAGCCCAACUGAAACAUGGGAAAUUGGAAGGGUUUAUCCAUAAACCUGAAUGUAAAUAGUAACUGUUCUGCUCAAGCAUUUGUCAAUAUUUUCAAAGUUACAAAUUAUUAUUAUUGUUGUUAUUAUAUCAGUGAUAUCUCAAUAAAUUACACUGUUGCACUGAA